GCUGUUCGCGAACGAUUCAUCCGCACGAACCGUGGAGUCCGGAUUCACAACAUGAUAUAUAAAAGAGCGAAACGGAAGGGGAGCUUUACACUAUAACACAGUCCCCUUUUAUAUAUAUGUAUAUAUAUUUUAUUUUUUUCUCCCAUAUAGUUUACACGUCGGCAAAAGAUAAACAUGUGAGAGAGACAAAAGGAGAGUAAAAGAAAGAAGAACGGACUAGAAAAAGGCAGGACUUGAACGAUUCAGGUUUGUUAUGUUUGUCUGGACCAAGGAGGAGGAAAAGUAACACAGGGAACGAGAUACGAUUCAUCAAUGAGUUCGGUAACUAGGUAACUAGACAGUGCCAUACUGAUCCCCUUGGUAACGGGAACAGAACCGUUUUCUUUCUACCUCAUCCGUGAUGACCGAGGUGGGAGUGAAGUGGGCCUGCGACUACUGCACCUAUGAGAACUGGCCGUCCGCUGUGAAGUGCACCAUGUGUCGUGCACAGUGUCCCAGCAGCCCCAUAAUCACAAAGGAGACCUACAAUAACAGCCCCAGCAGUCUUAGUACGGAGCCUAGUUGUGGCUGGCAGGACCCUCCAAGCCCAGAGGGAAGCUGUGGUAGCCUCCUCAUCUACCCAGACUCCAGUGCCAGGCCCCGUGUCAAGCCCCCCAGCAUGGCUGAGAAUAGCUCCAAAUGGUCCUGUCAGAUGUGCACCUACUUGAACUGGCCCCGUGCCAUCCGCUGUACCCAGUGUCUGUGUCAGCGCCACCAGAGGACCCCAUGCAGCCCCACAGAGGCCCCCCAGACAUCAGGCUCCAAUGUGGGCCACCGCCCAGCCCCUCCCCCCAUGGACCCUUGUACAGAGGAGUACAACGACCGGAACAGACUCAACAGACUCAACACCCGAGGUGGUGGUGGUGGCGGUAGUAGCAGUGGGCAGCACUGGACUUGCACGGCCUGUACUUACCAGAACUAUCCCAAGACCCGGAAGUGCAUUGUCUGCGACCACCCACAGCCUCAACCUAACAACCGGGAGGCUAUUCCUAUAGAGCUGGCUGGGCAGUCCGAGGAGUCUCCCUCCUCCACAUCCUCAAUCAUCAAUGAACAGGACAGAGACGGGGCCAGGUGGAGAGGGAGUGGGGGGAGCUGCAGUAGAGGGCUGAGCGGGGGACAGAGACAGGGACUGGGACAGAGGAUGACUUCUCCACCCAGCUCUAAGAAGGAGGCGGAGGUAAAGAUGGACUUCCAGAGGAUUGAGCUGGCGGCCGGGGCGAUGGGCAGCGGAGAGGAGCAGCAUCGUCAUCCGGAGAACAUUGAUUUGAAGAAGACCAAACAGAUCAAGAACAGGAUGAGGAAAACUGACUGGCUGUUCCUUAAUGCUUGUGCAGGUGAGUGAGUGAGUGGCUAUUAUAGGAUCUAAGUUAAGUGUUUACUGUACAUAAAGUCUUCCUGUCUGUGAAUGGACAUUACAGACACGAGAUCAGGUGAAAAUGAAUGGAGCACUCUCGUUCCUGGCCACACUGCAGUAGUUCACCCUGGUUGUCACUAACUGGCCACGCUGCAGUAGUUUACCCUGGUUGUCACUAACUGGCCAAGCUGCAGUAGUUCACCCUGGUUGUCACUAACUGGCCACGCUGCAGUAGUUCACCCUGGUUGUCACUAACUGGCCAAGCUGCAGUAGUUCACCCUGGUUGUCACUAACUGGCCAAGCUGCAGUAGUUCACCCUGGUUGUCACUAACUGGCCAAGCUGCAGUAGUUCACCCUGGUUGUCACUAACUGGCCAAGCUGCAGUAGUUCACCCUGGUUGUCACUAACUGGCCACGCUGCAGUAGUUCACCCUGGU
Oncorhynchus keta (chum salmon) is the source of this 1829-nucleotide messenger RNA. RefSeq names its product ubiquitin thioesterase ZRANB1-like. The record is from RefSeq and is a predicted model, not a curated record. The transcript has 2 exons. Bases 401 to 1381 code for a protein of 326 amino acids. Lineage: Eukaryota; Metazoa; Chordata; Actinopteri; Salmoniformes; Salmonidae.